UGCCGCGACUCUCUCGUGUACGGUAAAUACUUGUUGGCUCUGGCAGACAGCAGCAGCGUCUGGCUUGGACUCAGUCCUCGCUCAUGAAGGAGGGUUUGACCCCAAAACCACGGCGACCCCUCUGCUAAACAUAGCGAACCUCAGACCAGAUGGCACGGCUGGAAACAGCGCUCUGCUUUCGUGCUGGGGGUGAGGAGGGACGCUACGCAAGCAGGCGAAGGCGUGACGGACAAACCACUACUACCAUGUUUUGGAGAGCUCUCUGUUUUUCAGCUCCCGCCUCCGGUCAGCGCUGAAAGCUGGGGGUCAUUACUUAAUACAGUAGAAUUAAAGUGAGACGAAAACACAGCAGACGACAGACUGUUUUCAUAACGGCUGUGAAAUGAUCACAUUAACGUGCCUAAGUAAAGUUUGUGCUCAGGUUUAACGUGUCGGUUUGGUUGCCGUGCCUCAGUGACGUGCAGCACAGUGAAAAAUCAAUGUGAGACUCAAACCACCACGAAACAACACGCAGCGCUGACAUGUGUCAUUAGUUUAGACUCUGCAUUAAAGUCGCGGCGUGUUUGUGAGGGAAGGAAAGGACGAAAGGAAAGGGGAUGUGGGAGGAAGGAAAGGAGGGAGGGAGGGAGGAAGAUAGUGAGUAAGUUGGUCCAUCUAAUUACGAUGCAGCGAAUUCUUCUGCUACCGUGAGGCGUGAUGACCGCCGUGUGAUGUCAGCAGGAGGGCUCAACCUUUAUUUAAAAAGCAAAGAGAGCACAGACUCCACAACAACCUCCAACAAACCCUCCAACAACCUCCCAGGAACCAGAGGAGCUUCUUCUUCUGCUUGAGUUCAGGGACGUUUGGUUGUUUCACAGCUGCUCGGUGGAUUCAUGAAGAAGACGACACGAGCUCUGAUACAAGACGUGUCCACCAUGUUCUGCUCCAGGAGGGUUCUGCAGCAGUGGUGCUUCGCUCUGUUCCUGCUCUGCUCUCCGGUGCCGCACCACGGCCGACCCAUCGACGCCCUGAGCAGCAGAAUAAAGCGCUCGGUGACUCACGCUCAGCUGAUGCACGACAAAGGCCGGGCGCUGCAGGACUUCAAGCGCCGCAUGUGGCUGCAGGAGCUUUUGGACGAAGUCCACACGGCGGAGAUCCGGGACCUCCCGGUCCGGACCACCGGUGGAGGCGGGAGCAGCAGUGGCGCCGGCGUCGGGCUGCCGGGAGUCAGUCUGGGCAUCAACCUGAGCACCACCGGCAGCACCCUGCACUCCAAACCGCCCGGAGGAACCAAGAACCUCCCCAUCAGCUUCAGGCUGGAGGAGGAGGAGGGCACCAACCUGCCGCAGGAGACCAACAAGGCUCAGCUGUGCAAGGACGGCGUCAUGAAGCCGCCCUGCAAGAGGAAGAAGAAAGGGAGGUCCGGAAAGAGGCGGGAAGGAGAGAAGAGGAAGAGGAGGGCGCGCUCACUGGGGUGGAGGCUGGAGAGCGAACCAGGGAGUGGACUCCACCUGGAGUGGAGGUCUCUGCUCGGCCUGCAGAGGGCGCUGCUUUAAAACGCUGUCAGUCUCUGGCAAAGAUCCCUGCGGACAGUCAGAGUGGACUCCUAAAUAUUCAUGUUACAGUCGUCUGUAAUUUUGAUUGUUUGGAAAGAAAUUGGAAAAUAUUUAUUAUCUGUAAAUAUUCUAAAUAUCGCAGAAUAAAUAGCAGAAUAUGAUAAAAUCUUAUUUGAUGCUCUGUGAGGCGACAGAUUUGAACCUUUGUGAAUCCUCGCUUUCUUCUUUUUUUAUUCCAGUUAUGUUUUUUUGUUUGGCGGUAAUUUAUUUUGUCUGAAUGGUGUAUUUAUUUUGUAAAUGUAUCGAGGUGCUGCUGACCUUCUAUAUUUUUGUACCAUAUUGCACUUUAGAUAUAUAAAUAUAAAUAUAUAUACCAUUAAUUUUGUUCAUUGUUUGUUUGAAAUGAAGAAAACUCGACGUUCGUCGCUCUGUGUUCGUUCUUCUCGCUCUGUUCAGUUUGUUGUUUCUUUGCUGCUGUUCAUUCGGACGUUGGCGGCUCCGAUCGCAGCCGUCGGGUUCGUCCGUUCGUUGGCUCACGUUUGUGUUGGACCCCCUGCUGCCUCCUCCACGGCCCGCUCUGCUUCUCAAUGCCAAAGUUCAGAUCUGUACAUAAAGCAAACACGGCUCCAUAUCCAUGUUCUUGGCACUUGCACUGAGAUAAACACUCUGUACUGAACAGAUUAAACAUUUGACAGUAA
Messenger RNA from Larimichthys crocea (large yellow croaker), 2233 nucleotides. It is a transcript of the gene pthlha, whose product is annotated as parathyroid hormone-like hormone a. Gene Ontology annotation, molecular function: hormone activity. Gene Ontology annotation, cellular component: extracellular region. The transcript is spliced from 4 exons. Gene Ontology annotation, biological process: bone mineralization. The coding region runs from base 873 to 1535 and encodes 220 amino acids. NCBI's taxonomy places the organism in Eukaryota, Metazoa, Chordata, Actinopteri, Sciaenidae. The record is from RefSeq and is a predicted model, not a curated record.